Messenger RNA from Hibiscus syriacus, 505 nucleotides. Its product is annotated as protein SENESCENCE-ASSOCIATED GENE 21, mitochondrial-like. The record is from RefSeq and is a predicted model, not a curated record. Gene Ontology annotation, biological process: response to stress. Lineage: Eukaryota; Viridiplantae; Streptophyta; Magnoliopsida; Malvales; Malvaceae. Gene Ontology annotation, cellular component: mitochondrion. The transcript has 2 exons. Bases 57 to 356 code for a protein of 99 amino acids.
UAAGUUUGUAUUAAUCUGAAGUUUGAAUUUAAGAAAAGAAGAAGAAGAAGAUAGAGAUGGCUCUCUCUUUCUCUAACGUUAAGCUUUUCUCUACUUUCUCCGUCAAUAGAAUCUCUAACGUUAUCUCCAGACGAGGAUAUGCGACGGCGUCACAAGGGAUUGUGCUGAGUGGAAUAAUUAGAGGAGGAGGAGCAGGGAGGAGCGCCACGGCGGCGGUGAAGGAAGAGAUGGUAGGAGGAGCUAAAGAGAAGGUUUCAUGGGUACCCGACCCGGUUACCGGAUGCUACAGACCCGAGAACUCUGUCAAGGAGAUCGACGUGGCCGAGCUCAGAGCUAUGCUGUUGAAGAAGAAGUGAAUAAACAAAGAAAACACCAUAUCGCAGUUAUCACCGGAUCAUCUAAUGACAUCUAAGGAGUCACAUUCACUUUAUUAUUGAAUAGUUUAUUUUAAAUUUACUGCAAACGUAAUCCAUUUUUAUCGAUGUUAAAUUACAAUUUGGUAUUU